UACAAGCCUACUUAUAAACUACAAAUAUUUGAAGAAAGAUCACAUUGGAAUUAUGAUCGCUUUACACUUUUUUCCUAUCGUGUUUGCAUUUCUUCAAUCACACAUCUAUCCAAGGCAAUCAAAGAAUCUAAUCUUCCAGAUAUGAGGUAUUAUAUAUUAGUCAGUACCACUUUAAAACUUCUUGCUUCUAGCUCUUGCUGCUGUUGCUACUAAAUAACUAAUAAGUGACACCAGUUCAAUAUUAGCUCAAGAGUCAUUACCAGCCAUAGCUCUCUUAAAAUCUUUGAAAUAUUUAUUUUCCGGGAGAGACAGAUAAGACAUCCCGACAUCCCUACGUUUUGAUAUCACCAAUAAUAGAGGAGGGGAUCAUGAAAACUCCAUCUCAUCAUCACUCAAUGCUAUACGUUUUAAGCCUUCUUCUGUGUUUUGCAGCUUUCUUCAUCGUAAAUAAUGAUGCUAGAAAAUUAAGUGGAAGGGAUAACGGCCCGCUACUAGUGUCAAAAAGUUCAGAAGACAUUAUUGAAUCAUCAGAAAUCAAUGGCUUCGACGUGUAUUUAUCUUCAGAGGAUUCGUCCAAUUCAGGACCUUAUGGUGUCAGUUCUCCCUUCAAUUUGCCACCUUAUGAUUCUCUUCCUCCAGUUCCAGAUACCCCUCCUUUCUGUCUUAAUCCACCUUCACCUUUCACUCUUCAACCUCCACCAAGUGGAGGAGGCCCAAUUGUAAAUCUACCUCCAAGCCCAUCAUCCACUAUCAUCCCUAGCCCACCCCAACAAUAUCUUCCUCCUAUAAUAAUUCCCAACCCACCCCAAUAUUUUGAACCUAGUCCUCCCACAACAACUGUUCCAACCCCAACAGUACCCAUUCUGAGCCCACCUUAUUAUUACGAGCCCAGCCCACCAAGUUAUUAUGUUCCAAUUAGCCCACCCACUGGGGUUUUUCUUCCACCAGUGAUUUACCCACCUCCGGUGGUGCCUCCACCGCCACACAUAGCGCCGGCCAUGGCUCUAUGGUGUGUGGCAAAGCCGUCAGUUCCAGACCCAAUCAUUCAAGAAGCCAUGAAUUAUGCAUGUGCAUCUGGAGCAGAUUGUGACCAGAUUAAUCCCAGUGGAUCAUGCUUUCAGCCCAAUACUUUAUUUGCGCACGCCUCUUAUGCCUUCAAUAGUUACUGGCAGAGAACUAAGGUGGCUGGUGGCACUUGUGAAUUUGGAGGCACGGCCAUGCUUGUCACAGUCGAUCCUAGUUAUGAUGGAUGCCAAUUCGUCUAUAACUGAAUGGAUGAUUUGAUUUUUUGUUGUUUCAUACUACGAGGAAUAGUUCAAGAAAAGGUUAAAACACCCAUCCGAAAUUUUGUAAUUUUCAGGUGGAUGCAUGCAUGCCAGAGUGUGGAUUACGUACUCCAAUUCUCUUCCGUCUAGGAUUAGAAACAACACGUCUUUCCUUGACGAAUACUCUUCUUAUAGUAAUUUGAAAUUGAAAAUGGAAAUGUAAUUGCAAAUAUCAUUAAUGGGAUUUAACAUUAUCUUCAUUUUUGUAAUAGAACUACUAAUACACUAA
Messenger RNA from Nicotiana tabacum (common tobacco), 1554 nucleotides. RefSeq lists its product as uncharacterized. The record is from RefSeq and is a predicted model, not a curated record. NCBI's taxonomy places the organism in Eukaryota, Viridiplantae, Streptophyta, Magnoliopsida, Solanales, Solanaceae.